CUUGACCAGGCCGCCGCUGGCUGGGAGCAGGAUGCUGUCAGGCCGAGCGGACGCACCGACGUAGCGGAUGGCAACCUUUGUUUCCCCCGCAGCAUCACGCUCCAGUUGCUGAGUGACACCUGCUGGACAAGAAGGAGGCAUCAAGGUGUGAAGAAGAACCUACGCCAUCCAAACAUUACCACGCUGGUCGUGGUGAUGGUGAGGGUCUUCCCCUGUUUCUAGGCGUCCUCCUUGCCAACCCGUGUCUUCAUGUUUUGGGGGUCCCUCGGUGGCCCCGCCCUCUGCCAACCCCCCUGCUCCCGCUGCUGCCGCCGCCACCACGGCCGGCCACCCCAGCCACUACAUUGCCAUGCCAACGGAGACCCUCGCUGCGGCUCUGGCAGAUAGCAAGGCCGCUGGCGGCGCCGCGCCCUUCAGUUCCGCCGUGCCCCUCCGGAUCCUGAACAAGGGCCCGGACUACUUCAGGAGACAGGUGGAACCCAACCCCAAACGCCUCAGUGCUGUGGAAAGACUGGAAGCCGACAAGGCCAAGUAUGUCAAGAGCCAGGAAGUUAUCAACGCCAAACAGGAACCGAUCAAACCCCAAAUUCCGGCCAAGUCUCCCCUUGAGCUCACCCUUCUGUCAAAAAGGGGCACCGGAAUGUGCGGCGGAGGACACAAAGGCGAAGUCCCUUUCAAACCCUCGAACAACAACGCCAAGUCGGACACGUGUGCCACGACCAGCAGCGGCAAGCGGGAGAAUUUGAACCUGGAGAUCUUAAAAAAUCUCCUCAAUUCAUCGUCGACUUCGGUAGCAGGUCCCGAAGGACUCCGUAGUGGAGCUAAGAGUGCCGUGUUGAUGAGGUCGUCUGGGGGAAUGACGAGGAGUUGGACGCCCUCACCGAUGCCCUUAACUUACCGAUCCACCAUGGCUCUCAACGAGCAAGCGCAAGACUCUGCUCCCAGUCCGAGCACCUCGCACUCUCUGCGCUCUUUUUCCCAUUCCUUGAAGGUAGCACCCAUGAACGGCGGCGGGCGGCGCAGUCCGCAGCUGGUGGGAAACCUCAAUCUCAGCAGGAGAGUCCUGGACGAGCGAGGGGGCGAAAGACGGGUGGCUACGGAUCGAUCACAGUCUCCGCUUCCGCCGCUGCUGACCUCCCACUCCUCCUCGGACCUCCUGCGAUUGUGCAAUGGCAAGCCUCUCCGCACCGCUCGAUCUAGCAGCUCCUCAGCGCCACCGCUGCCUCCGAAACCCAACCCAGCCUCCCUUCCGCCUCCGACCCUCUCGCUGUCGCUGCCUCCUCGUCGUGCAAAUGUGUCCCCGCUGCUGUGCGAUAACGAGGCCCCUCAGUCACUGAAUCCUGAAGACACCUCCAAUCCUUCGACAGAUCCCAAUCUGGAGUUAGAGCUGGGUUCCUCGGUAGCGCGUCGCUCCUCUCUACACAGGUCAAAAUCAGACCUGUCGGACCGCUACGCCCGUGCCGGAGCUGACGUGGAACGUUUUUUUAACUACUGCGGCCUCGAUCCCGAGGAGCUGGAGGCGGUCGGUCCAGAGAACUUUGGUCGGGCCAAUUCGGACAUCGUGACCUUCAACUUGCGGUCGGCGUCCAUGAUCUCCGACUGCGACCAGUCCCGGCAGUCCUCCAACGCCGGCCUGUCGGACGGGGACGAGGCUGAAGAUGAGGACGAGGAGGCCGGGGAGCGAGUCCCUUACGGCAUCUCUGCCGUGGAGCGGAACGCCAGAGUCAUUAAGUGGCUGUACAGUAUCAAACAAGCGAGGGAGGCACAAAAGGUUUCACAUGUUUAGCGAAUCAAAGUGCUUCUCGUGACAGAUCGGACGUCUCGAACUCUGGACUUGAGAGGCUUGCUAGAAAAAAUAAAUCACAUCUUAGCGUACAUGUUGGUAUUGAAGUAAAGACUUCAAUGUAAAAACGUGGAUAGGAGGAAAAGUUUUAUUGGUAGCUAACGCUAACUUAAUCAUUUUUGUUUGAGGAAAUUAUUCAUGAGGUUGUUUUGCCCGUUUAACUUGACUAAAAUAGACCAGCUCAGUGGCCUAGUGGUUAGAGUGUCCGCCCUGAGACUGGGAGGUUUUGAGUUCUAACCCCCGGCCGAGUCAUACCAAAGACUACAAAAAAUGGGACCCAUUUCCUCCCUGCUUGGCACUCAGCAUCAAGGGUUGGAAUUGGGGGUCGAAUCAGCGCGGCGCAUGCUGCUGCUCACUGCUCCCCUCACCUCCCAGGGGGUGAGCAUGGGGAUGGGUCAAAUGCAGAAGACAAAUUUCACCACACCUUGUGUGCGUGUGACUAUCAUUGAGACUUUAACUUUAACUUAAAAUUGAUUUGGUUGAGCUUUUAGCUGAAGGUUGACCACGACCACACUUUUGUAACCUGCUUUGCAAAAGUUGUACCCUUUACAGUAUAUACCAAAUGAUAUAUUGCGAGAACUCUUGAAUCGAGAAUCAAUUCUGCAUGGAAAUGACACCCCAAGGACCGGAAUCGAUUUUAAUUGUGAGUUGUAAGGUUCACAUCCCUACAGAACACCCGCGUUAGCUGGUACCAUAGCAUGCCCUUAACCUACUGGGGCCGGUCUCUGGGUGUGUCCUUCCCCUUGAUCAAUGUGUCCGUCUCAUUUUUUCCGAAAGACGAAGCUAAAAGGGGAGUCCACCAUGAACGCGGUUUGCUCCAUACCUCGGCUCUAAGGCCGCCCUUCGGUUUAUGUUCAUCUUGUACCAAUUAGCGCAGGGACGUCUGCUACAACCUCAACCAAACCAAUUUCAGAACAAGAGCAAGCAGAAAUGCAGCAUAAGUCUUGAAUAAUUUCAUAAAACUAAACAGUACCUAACACUCACUUGGAACAAACAUUUACUUUCCUAGCAACUAAACGACUUAAAUAUUUAACUCCGUCUAUUUCGAGCAAGCUUCUUCGAGCUCCAGGUUUGAGAGUUCCAAACCCUUUCGUCGUCGUCGUCAUCGGUCUCAUUUUUCCUGACCUUUAUGUGAAGAACCACGCUAUGAAGCUACAAAAGAAACGUUCGAAGGUGUUAGUGUUCAUGCGCUAAAGGUUUUGUAUCGCUCAUGACAGCUUGUCGGCGUACCAAUGACAUGGCAACCGACCUCAAACGAGACCUUAAGGGUACGCAGGUGCCACCUGGACCCAUGUUUUACUUCCUUGAUAGCGCAGGUUGGUGUUCAUCUGAACGGGUCGCAAUCACAACUACUUUAGAGCCUGUUACUUAUUUGACUCGGCCCUCUUGGAACGUGGGCCACCAACAAGAUUCCUCCAACCAGGUGGCACCUCUGCCGGUCUCUGCACCUUCCUCCGAGCAUCAGCCUCUCAGUAUCGUCGCCAGGUAUUUUUAAAACAGCCCAUUUCCUUCAGGGUUCUGCUGUAAUGUAUCUGGUUCGGGUCUCGUUGGUGUUUCCUAUUCUAUGGGCUGUUAACUUGUCCGUGCCCAGAACUCUUGGUUGCUGAUAGUCUGUAUUCCGAGUAUUCUUCGGAAGUAAAAGUUGAUAAAUGUCUGGAUUCUUGUGGUGAUGGUUAGGGUGGCUGGAAGAUCCUUCAGUUGAUUUGAUCGAUUAUGGACCGAUAUCUUACAUUUUAAAUACCACCCCCGGUAGUGAGCAGUAUUACACCAUGCUAACGUUAUCUCCCAACAACAACAAAAACUUAAGGGACUCAUCGGCCCACCUGGACUUCCCUCUCCCCAGCCACUUCGUCCAGCUCCUCCCGGGGGAUCUCGAGGCGUUCCAAGACCAGCCGGGAGACAUAGUCUUCCCAACGUGUCCUGGGUCUUCCCCGUGGCCUCUUACCGGUCGGACGAGCCCGAAACACCUCCGUAGGGAGGCGUUCGGGUGGGAUCCUGACCAGAUGCCCAAACCACCUCAUCUGGCUCCUCUCCAUGUGGAGGAGCAGCAGCUUUACUUUGAGUUCCUCCCGGAUGACAGAGUUUCUCACCCUAUCUCUAAGGGAGAGACCCGCCACCCGGCGGAGGAAACUCAUUUGGGCCGCUUGUACCCAUGAUCUUGUCCUUUCGGUCAUAACCCAAAGCUCAUGACCAUAGGUGAGGAUGGGAACGUAGAUCGACCGCUAAAUUGAGAGCUUUGCCUUCCGGCUCAGCUCCUUCUUCACCACAACGGAUCGAUACAGCGUCCGCAUUACUGAAGACGCCGCACCGAUCCGCCUGUCGAUCUCACCAUCCACUCGUGAACAAGACUCAGAGGUACUUGAACUCCUCCACUUGGGGAAAGGUCUCCUCCGCAACCCGGAGAUGGCACUCCACCCUUUCCCGGGCGAGAACCAUGGACCACGGAGUUGGAGGUGCUGAUUCUCAUCCCAGUCGCUUCACACUCGGCUGCGAACCGAUCCAGUGAGUAAACAUCUGACCCAAACGUAUUUCAUUGGAAGGCGCACGCGUCGAGCUUUCACAAUAAAAUCCAUGUGCGGUGCAUCUUGUCUGACUGCCUUAAAGAUGAGUCCCAGAAGAAUAGUUCCAUAUUUAGUUAGCAUAUGUCAAGUACCAAAGUAUACGGUUGCAAAAUCUAGCACCAAAAACAGUUAGCAUGCUAAUGUUAGCAUGCUAACAGUUAGCAUAUGUCAAGUACCAAGUCACAUGACUCUAAGGUAUACGGUUGCAAAAUUAGCACCAAAAAAAGUUAGCAUGCUAACAGUUAGCAUAUGUCAAUUACCAAGUUAUAUGACUCUAAGUUAUACGGUUGCAAAAUUAGCACAAAAACAAAGUUAACAUGCUAAUGUUAGCAUGGUCAAAAAAAUGUGUAGCUAAUGUUAGCAUGCUAACAGUUAGCAUAUGUCAAGUACCAAGUCACAUGACUAAGGUAUACGGUUGCAAACUGAGCACCAAAAAAAGUUAGCAUGCUAACAGUUAGCAUAUGUCAAUUACCAAGUUAUAUGACUAAGUUAUACGGUUGCAAAAUUAGCACAAAAACAAAGUUAACAUGCUAAUGUUAGCAUGCUACAAAAAAUGUGUUGCUAAUAGUAGCAUGCUCACAGUUAGCAUAAGUCAAGUGCCAAGUUAUAUGAUUCUAAGGUACACGGUUGCAAAAUUAGCACACAAAAAUAGCGCAUCACAUCCUGUCUGACUGUGUUUACAAAACGAGUCCCAGAAGAAAAGCUCCCAUAUUUAGUUAGCAUAAUGUUAAGCAAGUCAAUUGCUGGCAUGCUAACUUUUUUGAACAAAUUUUGCAGUUAUACACCUCAGUCACAUUUUGUUACACAUGCUAACUUUUAAAAACUAAUUUUGCAGUUUUACACCUCAGUCAUAUAUUUUGCUACACAUGCUAACUUUAAAAAAAAAAAAAAAAAUUCAGUUAUACACCUCAGUCACAUUUUGUUACACAUGCUAACUUUUUUAAACUAAUUUUGCAGUUUUACACCUCAGAGUCACAUUUUGUUACACAUGCUAACUUUUAAAAACUAAUUUUGCAGUUUUACACCUCAGAGUCAUAUAUUUUGCUACACAUGCUAACUUUUUAAAAACUUUUUUUUUCAGCUAUAAACCUUAGUCGCAUUUUGUUGCCCAUGCUAACUUUUUUUAACUAAUUUUUCAGUUUUACACCUCAAGUCAUAUUUUGUUACACAUGCUAACUUUUUUAAACUAAUUUUGCAGUUUUACACCUCAGAGUCAUAUACUUUGCUACACAUGCUAACUUUUUAAAAACGAUUUUUUUUCUUCCAGUUUUACACCUCAGUCACAUUUUGUUACACAUGCUAACUUUUGUAAACUAUUUUUGCAGUUACACACCUCAGAGUCACAUUUUGUUACACAUGCUAACUUUUAAAAACUAAUUUUGCAGUUUUACACCCCAGAGUCAUAUAUUUUGCUACACAUGCUAACUUUUGUAAACUAUUUUUCCAGUUACACACCUCAGAGUCACAUUUUGUUACACAUGCUAACUUUUAAAAACUAAUUUUGCAGUUUUACACCUCAGAGUCAUAUAUUUUGCAGCACAUGCUAACUUUUUAAAAACGAUUUUUUUUUUCCAGUUUUACACCUCCGUCACAUUUUGUUACACAUGCUAACUUUUGUAAACUAUUUUUCCAGUUACACACCUCAGAGUCACAUUUUGUUACACAUGCUAACUUUUAAAAACUAAUUUUGCAGUUUUACACCCCAGAGUCAUAUAUUUUGCUACACAUGCUAACUUUUUAAAAACGUUUUUUUUUUUUCAGUUAUACACCUCAGAGUCACAUUUUGUUACACAUGCUAACUUUUGUUGAACUAAUUUUUCAGUUUUACACCUCAGUCAUAUUUUGUUACACAUGCUAACUUUUUUAAACUAAUUUUGCAGUUUUACACCUCAGAGUCAUAUAUUUUGCUACACAUGCUAACUUUUUAAAAACUUUUUUUUUUCCAGUUAUACAUCUCAGUCACAUUUUGUUACACAUGCUAACUUUUGUCAACUAUUUUUGCAGUUAUACACCUCAGAGUCACAUUUUGUUACACAUGCUAACUUUUAAAAACUAAUUUUGCAGUUUUACACCUCAGAGUCAUAUAUUUUGCUACACAUGCUAACUUUUUAAAAACUAUUUUUUUUCAGUUAUACACCUUAGUCACAUUUUGUUACACAUGCUAACUUUUGUCAGCUAUUUUUGCAGUUACACACCUCAGAGUCACAUUUUGUUACACAUGCUAACUUUUUUUGAACUAAUUUUUCAGUUUUACACCUCAGUCAUAUUUUGUUACACAUGCUAACUUUUUUAAACUAAUUUUGCAGUUUUACACCUCAGUCAUAUUUUGUUACACAUGCUAACUUUUUUAAACUAAUUUUGCAGUUUUACACCUCAGAGUCAUAUAUUUUGCUACACAUGCUAACUUUUUAAAAAUGAUUUUUUUUUCAGUUAUACACCUUAGUCACAUUUUGUUACACAUGCUAACUUUUUUUAAACGAAUUUUUCAGUUUUACACCUCAGUCAUAUACUUUGCUACACAUGCUAACUUUAAAAAAAAAAAAAUUCCCGUUAUACACUUAAGUCACAUUUUGUUACACAUGCUAACUUUUGUCAACAAUUUUUGCAGUUAUACACCUUAGAGUCACAUUUUGUUACACAUGCUAACUUUUAAAAACUAAUUUUGCAGUUUUACACCCCAGAGUCAUAUAUUUUGCUACACAUGCUAACUUUUUAAAAACGUUUUUUUUUUUUCUCAGUUAUACACCUUAGUCACAUUUUGUUACACAUGCUAACUUUUGUCAGCUAUUUUUGCAGUUACACACCUCAGAGUCACAUUUUGUUACACAUGCUAACUUUUGUCAGCUAUUUUUGCAGUUACACACCUCAGAGUCACAUUUUGUUACACAUGCUAACUUUUGUCAGCUAUUUUUGCAGUUACACACCUCAGAGUCACAUUUUGUUACACAUGCUAACUUUUUUUGAACUAAUUUUUCAGUUUUACACCUCAGUCAUAUUUUGUUACACAUGCUAACUUUUUUAAACUAAUUUUGCAGUUUUACACCUCAGUCAUAUUUUGUUACACAUGCUAACUUUUUUAAACUAAUUUUUCAGUUUUACACCUCAGUCAUAUUUUGUUACACAUGCUAACUUUUUUAAACUAAUUUUUCAGUUUUACACCUCAGUCAUAUUUUGUUACACAUGCUAACUUUUUGAAACUAAUUUUGUAGUUUUACACCUCAGUCAUAUUUUGUUACACAUGCUAACUUUUUUAAACUAAUUUUGCAGUUUUACACCUCAGAGUCAUAUACUUUGCUACACAUGCUAACUUUUUUAAAACAAUUUUUUUUUUCCAGUUAUACACCUCAGUCACAUUUUGUUACACAUGCUAACUUUUGUCAACUAUUUUUGCAGUUAUACACCUCAGAGUCACAUUUUGUUACACAUGCUAACUUUUAAAAACUAAUUUUGCAGUUUUACACCUCAGAGUCAUAUAUUUUGCUACACAUGCUAACUUUUUAAAAACUUUUUUUUUCCAGCUAUACACCUUAGUCACAUUUUGUUACACAUGCUAACUUUUGUCAGCUAUUUUUGCAGUUACACACCUCAGAGUCACAUUUUGUUACACAUGCUAACUUUUUUAAACUAAUUUUGCAGUUUUACACCUCAGAGUCAUAUACUUUGCUACACAUGCUAACUUUUUAAAAACAAUUGUUUUUCAGUUAUACACCUCAGAGUCACAUUUUGUUACACAUGCUAACUUUUUUUAACUAAUUUUUCAGUUUUACACCUCAGUCAUAUUUUGUUACACAUGCUAACUUUUUUAAACUAAUUUUUCAGUUUUACACCUCAGUCAUAUUUUGUUACACAUGCUAACUUUUUUUAAACUAAUUUUUCAGUUUUACACCUCAGUCAUAUUUUGUUACACAUGCUAACUUUUGUCAACUAUUUUUGUAGUUAUACACCUCGGAGUCACAUUUUGUUACACAUGCUAACUUUUUUAAACUAAUUUUGCAGUUUUACACCUCAGUCAUAUAUUUUGCAACACAUGCUAACUUUUUAAAAACGAUUUUUUUUUCCAGUUAUACACCUCAGUCACAUUUUGUUACACAUGCUAACUUUUUCAAACUAAUUUUGCAGUUUUACACCUCAGAGUCAUAUACUUUGCUACACAUGCUAACUUUUAAAAAAAAUAUUUUUUUCCGUUAUACACUUAAGUCACAUUUUGUUACACAUGCUAACUUUUGUCAACAAUUUUUGCAGUUAUACACCUUAAAGUCACAUUUUGCUACACAUGCUAACUUUUUAAACUAAUUUUACAUAUUUAUUUGUUUUAGCUAAUAUUGCAGUUAUACAUCUCAGAGUCACAUUUUGUUACACAUGCUAACUUUUUUUGCAACUAAUUGUACAUGCUCCUUAAUAAUGUUAGUCAAUUGCUGGCAUGCUAACCCUUUUAGCCAAUAUUGCAGUCAUACACCUCAGAGUCACAAUUUUUUUUUACACAUGCUAACUUUUUAGGCAAUUUUGCAGUUAUACACCUCAGAUCACAUAUUUUGUUACACAUGCUAACUUAAAAAAAAAACAUGUUUUUCCGUUAUACACUUAAGUCACAUUUUGUUACACAUGCUAACUUUUGUCAACAAUGUUUGCAGUUAUACACCUUAAAGUCACAUUUUGCUACACAUGCUAACUUUUUAAACUAAUUUUACAUAUGUAUUUGUUUUAGCUAAUAUUGCAGUUAUACAUGUCAGAGUCACAUUUUGUUACACAUGCUAACUUUUUUUGCAACUAAUUGUACAUGCUCCUUAAUAAUGUUCGUCAAUUGCUGGCAUGCUAACCCUUUUAGCCAAUAUUGCAGUCAUACACCUCAGAGUCACAAUUUUUUUUUUACACAUGCUAACUUUUUAGGCAAUUUUUCAGUUAUACACCUCAGAUCACAUAUUUUGUUACACAUGCUAACGUUUUUAAGACUACCGGUAAUUUAGCAUGUUACGUUUUUUUCCAUACAACUUUGAGUGACAUAUUUUGUUACGCAUGCAAACAUUUUUCACACUAAUUUUGCAGGUGUACAGUGAGUAGAGGUUUUAGCUUUUUUUUUUAAUCAAGUUUCACUGUUUGUUACUUGACACAUGCUAACUGUUAGGUUAGCGUUUGAGUUCGGCUUCACCUUUUCAGCAUUCACACACGUUUUUAAAGUUUUCCUCUACUUUGCACAAAGUUGCCCGACGGCGCAUGGAGUUGAGGGGGUUAGCGGGCACGUUGCGUUAAAGUUUUCCUCUACUUUGCACAAAGUUGCCUGGCGGCGCAUGGAGUUGAGGGGGUUAGCGGGCACGUUGCGUUAAAGUUUUCCUCUACUUUGCACAAAGUUGCCUGGCGGCGCAUGGAGUUGAGGGGGUUAGCACUACCGAUGUUUGCAUCCAUCCAUCCGCCCGACCCUUCUUUACAACAGUUUGCAAAAUCCACCGAAUUACAAAUAAAAAAUGUUCCAACCCGCUACCACGUUGAAAACUGUACAAAGCUUUUGUGUUUUUGACAGCCCAUUUCUUGUCAGAGUGAAGGAUCAGUACGGCUAAGUUAGCAUGUUGCUAUCUGUCCUGUCAUUGCUGUGUGUCUUCCGCGUGAAAACAAAUGUCGUGAUCUUGUAGCGUCGAUUCUUUGUUAGACUUCAACCCACAAAAGUUCUUCUGUGGUACUUUUGUUUUGUUGCUGUAUGUAAAAUAUUGUAAAGGAGAAAAGAAAUGUAUAUAUUUGGCUUGGUUUUAGAACUUUUUUGUUUUGGGAAAUCAGAGCCGCAGUGUUUGCUAACAGUGAAGAACUGUCUGGUGGAAUCAGUGUUUGCUAACAGUGAAGAACUGUCGGUUUUUGGACGUGGAAGCGUUGGAUUUUUAUUUGACGGAAGACGAACACGUUCAUGUUUUCAUUCUCUUUUUGCAUUGUUUCAAUAAACGGCUCUUUU
Messenger RNA from Entelurus aequoreus (snake pipefish), 10339 nucleotides. Its product is annotated as protein FAM110B-like. The transcript has 5 exons. The record is from RefSeq and is a predicted model, not a curated record. Bases 350 to 1786 code for a protein of 478 amino acids. Lineage: Eukaryota; Metazoa; Chordata; Actinopteri; Syngnathiformes; Syngnathidae.